This is a messenger RNA of Rotaria sp. Silwood1, 363 nucleotides long. Lineage: Eukaryota; Metazoa; Rotifera; Eurotatoria; Philodinida; Philodinidae. The record is from the annotation of a GenBank genome assembly.
AUGGUAGAUCAUUUUAUGACUCUUCUUAAUCACUUGAAUUUAGAUAAAUUUUUUAUCGUUGGACAUGAUUGUGGUAUGAAACCUGCAAGUCGUAUAGCUCUGUAUGAACCUGAACGAACAUUGGGUCUUGUCCUUCUUAGUGCUGCUUACAUGCCACCAAGCAUAUUUGAUCUUGAUCAAGCAAUAGCGAAUUCAGCAGCAUAUUGUGGAUAUGAUGCGUUAGGUUAUUGGAAAUUCUUUGAUUCGGAUGAUGCUUCCACAAUUAUUGAAUACAGUUUAGAAAGUUUCAUUGAUCUUGUCUAUGCCAGCAAUACAACACUUUUCAAGACAGAAUUUUCUCCCACUGGAAAGAUGCGACAAUGA